Gasterosteus aculeatus aculeatus (three-spined stickleback) is the source of this 1100-nucleotide messenger RNA. RefSeq names its product SFT2 domain containing 1 (gene sft2d1). The record is from RefSeq and is a predicted model, not a curated record. Gene Ontology annotation, cellular component: membrane. Lineage: Eukaryota; Metazoa; Chordata; Actinopteri; Perciformes; Gasterosteidae. Gene Ontology annotation, biological process: vesicle-mediated transport.
AAUAAACUGAUUCUGGGUCAGCCCGUACAGAGAGCCGUGUUGAGGGAGGCAGGAAGUCAAACGGCUUACUACUGCGAUCCAAACUUUCAGACUUAACGUCGGAUAACAGACGGCCUGUUCGAAGUACAGAGACUCUGAACCUUCCCGCCUGUUUGCCAGCGAACCGCUUCCAGCGAUGGACAAACUCCGCCGUGUGUUAAGCGGCCAUGAGGAAAACGAAGAGUUGGGUCUCACUGACCAGAUCCUCGAUGCCAGCACGCUCAGCUACAGCACCAGGGUGAAAUGUUUCGUCAUAUGCUUCGCUGGAGGCAUCCUGUGUUCAAUACUCGGAUCAGCGCUGCUGUUCCUUCCGAAUGGCAUCAAACUAUUCGCUGUCUUCUACACUAUAGGGAACGUCGCCGCUCUUUCCAGCACCUGCUUCCUAAUGGGACCACUAAAGCAGCUGAAGCGCAUGUUUGAGCCAAAGAGACUGAUAGCCACCAUUGUCAUGCUGCUCUGCCUUGUCUUAACUCUUUGUGCAGUGUUUUGGUGGCAUAAAAAGGGCCUCGCCAUCAUCUUCUGUAUUCUACAGUUUUUGGCAAUGACCUGGUACAGCAUCUCUUACAUUCCAUUUGCCAGGGAUGCUGUGAUGAAAUGCUUCACAACCUGUGUGAGCUAGAACUCUUUAGUGCGCGAAUGUGAAGACUUGUCUUAAUAUGCAAACUGUAAGAACGGUAGCUCUGUAAAAUAUACUGUGUUGUCUGUGUUGUUUAUACGCUGUAUCUCCAGAUUUUUACUGUGGCUCGUUUCAUGCUGUGAAUCUCUUUUUAGGCUACACUUUAAUCAGACUAUAGCAUAUUUUGCUUUGUAUGUGGAAGAAAUGAGUGCAUUUAAUGCUUAAUAUAUUUAAAGAUUCCCUUAUGUUUGCCUUUUUCUUUUGAAGAUUUUAAAACAUUUUGCAUUGUGCAAGGAAAUUAUUUUGAAUGAGUGCCUUUAGCUUUGCUUACAGUAUUUGGUAUAUUACUGUGUAUGCAAUGUUUUAUGUUAUUAAAACACAUUGUAUGAGGCACUGUUGUGUGACGCUCUUCCAUGUUUCUGUAUAAAUAUUUUCCUUCAAGCAA